Impatiens glandulifera is the source of this 675-nucleotide messenger RNA. RefSeq lists its product as uncharacterized. Bases 1 to 675 code for a protein of 224 amino acids. The record is from RefSeq and is a predicted model, not a curated record. Gene Ontology annotation, molecular function: nucleic acid binding. NCBI's taxonomy places the organism in Eukaryota, Viridiplantae, Streptophyta, Magnoliopsida, Ericales, Balsaminaceae. The transcript has 7 exons.
AUGACGACUCAAGACAAGAACGCCUUAUCAUCGGAGGCUCCACUUGCCCCCGUCACCGUCGAACGCAAUGAUAAAAUGAAUCACCAAAGAUGCUAUAACAGCAGACAAGGAACGAAUCCGGGAGAUACACUGCCGGAAAAGGUGGAUGUAAGUAUCGAGAUGUUUCUUAGGUUGCUGGUUGUUGGAUUUCUACAAAAGCCUACUGAAAAUGUUGAUCUUGAUAAUGUAGAACAAACUUCAUUGAAUACACAAUUGUCAUCUUCUAAUAUUGGAUUUAGAUUUCUCCAAAAGAUGGGUUGGAAAGGAAAAAGUCUUGGGAAGGAUGAACAAGGUUUUAUGGGUGAACUAGCUCUCAAGAUAGACACAAGAAUUGAACAUUUCUUCAGGAACUUCAUUGUUUGUGCAUCUGUUAUGUUUCUUCUAUCAAAUAAUUGGGAAGAGGAUGAUUUUUAUACUGCUGAAGAAAAUAUCCAAAGGAAGAAACUUGACGUGGAGUUAGAGGAGACAGAGGAGAUUGCUAAGAAACGAGAGGUCCAAGAAUCUGCAAAACAAGCUAAGCCAAAAAGGGAGGCAGUUUCUUAUGUUGGCCAGAUUUCAAACAGUAGCUCGACAAAGAAGAAGGCAAAGAUUCCAAUAGCUUCAGUUUUCGGGAAUGAUAGUGACGAAGAACAGUGA